AUGGAUAUCAAAAAUGAAUUAUAUUACGAAGAUACUCACAGCAACGACAAUGCUUACGAUCACAUUUUAGUUUUGAUUCAUGGAAAUCUAAUAACUUGUAAAUAUUGGAAAAGAUUGAUACAAUAAAUUCAAUAGGUCAAUUCCAAGAUCCGUUGUAUAAGUAUGGAUUUAAGAGGAUUUGGAAGAUCCCAAAGUAAUUAAAAUGUAGAUCAAAUUACUGACUUAUCUAACGAUGUGGAUAUUUUAUUGAAAUCCUUAUUAUCAGAUAAGAAUGAUGAGUACUAUCAAGAGCAUGUUUUUUUGGCAGGAUGGUCUUUAGGUGGAAUUGUAGGUAUGCAAUUGGCAGUGGAUUAUCCUAACAAAUAUUAAAAACUCAUAUUGAUAGCAUCAGGAAGUGUAUGUGGUUAUGCAUUAAUGAGAGAAGAUGAAGAGGGACAGGUCAGAUGUCAAACAAAAUAGUAAGUAAAAGAACAUCCCAAAGUAGCAUUACAACAACAAAAAUUGUCUGAUAAGGACAGAGAAUUCAUGAAGAUGUUCUUUGAUAAGGUAUUAUUCAACAGUGGCAAAUAUCCAGAAGAACAAGAAUAUAAAUAAUUAUUGGAUGAAACAUUUUUACAAACCUAAUAUACUAAUGUUUGUUGGGCCUUAAACCAGUUCGACAUUUCUUCUGGAGGUGCAAACAAGGCUUCUCAGAUCAAGGGACCUGUGUUGAUUUAUCAUGGAGAAUUGGAUAUAGUGAUACCUAAGGUUUUCGCAGAAGGUAAUGCUAAAGAGAUUGGAGAAGAAAAAUGCACACUCAUCAUAAGACCAGGUGUUGGUCAUAUGCCACCAAUUGAAGAUGUCGUAAAUUUGGCUCUUGAAAUUAGUCGUUUUAUAAAUUGA
Messenger RNA from Paramecium tetraurelia, 882 nucleotides. RefSeq lists its product as uncharacterized. NCBI's taxonomy places the organism in Eukaryota, Ciliophora, Oligohymenophorea, Peniculida, Parameciidae. The record is from RefSeq and is a predicted model, not a curated record. The transcript is spliced from 2 exons.